This is a messenger RNA of Owenia fusiformis, 2594 nucleotides long. NCBI's taxonomy places the organism in Eukaryota, Metazoa, Annelida, Polychaeta, Sabellida, Oweniidae. The record is from the annotation of a GenBank genome assembly.
AUUGUCCCUAAUGAAUUAGAUGAUGAUUAGACAGAUAAUAGAUCAUUUAUAUUUUUCAGUAGUCUGCAAUAAAAGUCUGCACAUAGCAAAAUCUAUCUAUAACAUGGAAGAUGAAGCAAACAAACCAGCAUGUAAGAUAAUUGAAAAAUUUGACAAAUACUAAACAAAAAAUCAAGAUUUCGUGAUGGGAUUUAAUAAUAGGACUAAGAGAGACAUGCCAACUACUAUCAGUGGUUUGAUAGUGAUAUGUGCACUGCCAAUCAUUUUAAACAUGACCUAUGGACAGGAAUUAGACCCUUUCAGUGAACAUACACAUGAACACUUUAAUGAGUCUGUCAAUGAAACUGAUUAUGGCCCAGUUUAUACAUAUGAGCCUUAUGUCACUUAUGGACCAAGUAAGAAUGAAAACAGAGAGGGUCCAAUGCCAACCAAAGAGACGACAUACCAGCCUAUUGUCACAAGUGGACUAAGUAGGGAUGAAAACAGUGAGACUCCAAUGCCAACCAAAGAGACGACAUACCAGCCUAUUGUCACAAGUGGACUAAGUAGGGAUGAAAACAGUGAGGCUCCAAUGCCAACCAAAGAGACGACAUACCAGCCUGAUGUCACAAGUGGACUAAGUAGGGAUGAAAACAGUGAGGCUCCAAUGCCAACCAAAGAGACGACAUACCAGCCUGAUGUCACAAGUGGACUAAGUAGGGAUGAAAACAGUGAGGCUCCAAUGCCAACCAAAGAGACGACAUACCAGCCUGAUGUCACAAGUGGACUGAGUAGGGAUGAAAACAGUGAGGCUCCAAUGCCAACCAAAGAGACGACAUACCAGCCUGAUGUCACAAGUGGACUGAGUAGGGAUGAAAACAGUGAGGCUCCAAUGCCAACCAAAGAGACGACAUACCAGCCUGAUGUCACAAGUGGACUAAGUAGGGAUGAAAACAGUGAGGCUCCAAUGCCAACCAAAGAGACGACAUACCAGCCUGAUGUCACAAGUGGACUAAGUAGGGAUGAAAACAGUGAGGCUCCAAUGCCAACCAAAGAGACGACAUACCAGCCUAUUGUCACAAGUGGACUGAGUAGGGAUGAAAACAGUGAGGCUCCAAUGACAACUAAGAAGACAACACACCAGAAUGGGCCCAAAUGUGUCUCCGAAUCAUACCAACCAGAGGAACCACAAUGUAAUAACAAGACAUUUACAAGAAAAUACCAUGCUUACACAUGUGAUGGACGCUGUGAUGAUCCUAACAUCAAUGUUAGAAAUGGUCCGUAUUGUUCCUGCCAUCGAUUGUGUCUAAUAUCAAAGGACUGUUGUGUUGACUUUCAAACAUUUUGCUGGGAAGCUUACAAAACAGGUGAACAAAUGAGAGAAACAAUUGAGGCUUCAGAAUCUUUUGUUGGACCAGAGUGUACACACUUAUUGGAAGCACGUCAUACAGAAUCUUAUUGGAUAGUGAAAAAGUGUCCUAAAGGGUAUCCUAACCCUGCAAUAAAGUUCAAAUGUGAGGGACCAAUAACUGAAUUUACUCAGAUAGUACCUGUAGCAUCCAAAGCAACAGGUUUAAGCUAUAAAAAUUACUACUGUGCACAAUGCAACAACCUCACUGACAUUAUUCCAUGGGGUCUUAAUGUUACAUGUAAAGAUGUAUGGGAAGGCUCCAUAGAUUCCCCACAAACUCUAGUAAGAUAUGUAACCAAAGGAGACUGUCAACUUACCUACAUGUCUCAUAUUGGACACAGGUGUCUUAUGAUCUCUCAACAGAUGGCAAUCCAACCUCCCAGUUGUCAUGGAAACUGGCUGGGCUGUUCUGAGAAACAUGUUCAUCUUUGUGAAAAUGGAUUUCAAAUGCCAAUCAGUGUAUCUUUCUGGGGUUUGACAGGGUUCAAGAAUAUUCAUUGCGUGAUAUGUAGACUUGGUUCCCUACCUAGUUUAAGAGAUAUACAUUGCAGCGUGUUCUUUCUACCAGGGGAUGGAGGAGGGCCAACAUUAGGAAAGUUCUCAUUUGGUAUCUUGGUUGACUUUGAUCCAACAGGGGGUAGCAAUGUUGGUUUUGAUUUCAAAGAUUCCUCAAAAGUCUUUGGGUGUAAAAUGAACACACCAGAGUCAUCAGAAUGUAUGUCAUAUUGUCCUGAUGGGUAUGACUACAUCAAUGGCCAAUGUGUUUUCAGAUAUCAACUGUUACCCAUGGAAGUGUCUGGCAAGUGGUAUUCACCAGGUUUAAAAUGGUAUCUUGAUUCACAUCUAAGGCAAUUUCCAUUUUCAAAGGAUCCAAAAAGCGACAUUGUAGCCUUCUUGUCUGAUAUGCUUGAUAAGGAAUUCAUUGUGGAUAAAAUUCAAAUAAGUUUUCCAACAAUUGAUGUCAUUAAAUGGAAUGAUGCAAAUCAAAUGGUUCAUUUUAAAUGUGUUGGCAAAUACAAACUGAAGGCUAACAACAUGCUUAGUAAAGCAGAAAUUCAUGCCAAUCUAUUCAAUGUCUUUGUCAACCAUGUAAAACACUAUCCUAGGAACCCUGAGUUGAAUCUAUAUCUUUUGACAAUGUGUUUCAAAAUGUUUCAAAGAGAAUCGUGUUGGAACUAUGGUAGAAUAAACCAUUAUGGGGAAG